GUCUAAGAUUCCAAGAAGAUGCCAUUUGGUUGUAACAAUUAGUGGGUGACGACAUAGCCUUCAGCAAACGCCGGAGAGGGGUGGGGCGGAAGGCGCUGCUGUGUGGGGCACCCCUCCCCCCUUAUGCACACACUCACUCCCUCUCUCUCUUCAUACAUUUAUACCCCUCCUGCAGGCUUUCUUCUUCUUCUCCCAAAAAACAUAAACUCUCUUCUCUCUCUCUAGAAAAAAAAAAAGAAGAAGAGGAAAGGAAAAUGAGAAUGAGCUGCAACGGGUGCCGAGUCCUCCGGAAGGGUUGCAGUGAGAGCUGUACCCUAAGGCCAUGCCUCCAGUGGAUCAAGACCCCCGAGUCCCAGGCCCACGCCACCGUCUUCCUCGCCAAGUUCUACGGCCGCGCCGGCCUCAUCAACCUCAUCAAUGCCGGCCCCGAUCACCUCCGCCCCGCGAUUUUUAGGUCAUUGUUGUACGAGGCUUGCGGGCGGGUCAUCAACCCGAUAUACGGGUCGGUCGGGUUAAUGUGGGGCGGCAAUUGGGAUCGGUGCCAAGAAGCGGUGGAAGCGGUUCUUAACGGUACGGAGAUCAGGCAACUCACCGCGGAAGACGGCGGCGCCGCCGAGUCACACGCCGUCACGCCCUUCAAGGUCUGCGACAUACGUCACAUCUCCAAGGAGCCGCCCGCCGCGGUCCACCGGGCGAGGUCCAGGAACCGGUUCAAGCGGACCGGACCGGUUCAGGGCAGAUCGGUCGACGCGAUGGCGACGGAGGAGCCGACGAGGUUCAGCCUCUCCGGGUGGGGGUUCGACGGGUCGGAGGGAAGCGUCGGGUUGGAGCGGGCCCCGAGUAACGGGUCGACCACGCUGGAAACGGUCGAGCAGUACUAUGCGAACCGGGACGAACCGGGUGGCGGUUCGGGGAACGAGGCCGGAAACGAGCUGCUCCUGGACCUCACUCUGGGGGUUUGAUUCAGUGGAGCGCAUCCCCACCGCUCCACGGUGGACGAGCAUAAAAGUAGGUGACGUGUGAGGAAGGAAGAAAAAGAAAGAGUCCGUUACGUC
Molecule: messenger RNA, 1055 nt
Organism: Cuscuta campestris
Lineage: Eukaryota; Viridiplantae; Streptophyta; Magnoliopsida; Solanales; Convolvulaceae
Source: the annotation of a GenBank genome assembly